AUGAAUCAUUCUGCCCUGGAAAUUGGCUCCUAUGACACCCAUGAAGAGAGAAAGCUCUAUGUUAUUGAUUCCUUAAAUGACUUAAGCAAAGUGAACCUCUUUCCUGAUGGAUCCCAGCAUGUAAUCUCUCCAGAAAAGAAGUUCAUAGGAGGUGCUUUUAGCAGAGGCAAUGGAAUCAGAAACCGAAGCUUAUUCUUUGUGGGGCUGAUCAUUGCCUUGAUCGUCAGCUUGACCCUGGUUUCUUUUGUGAUAUUCCUACUAAUUCAAACUGGAAGCAAGAUGGAUGAAGUGUCAAGAAGAUUAACAGCUGAAGGAAAGGAUAUCGAUGAGCUCAAGAAAAUAAACAGCAUGAUAUUAAAUCGUCUCAAUCAGUUGGAUGCCAUUGAAAACUAA
Molecule: messenger RNA, 393 nt
Organism: Trichosurus vulpecula (common brushtail)
Lineage: Eukaryota; Metazoa; Chordata; Mammalia; Diprotodontia; Phalangeridae
Gene: LSMEM1
Product: leucine rich single-pass membrane protein 1
Exons: 3
Coding region: 1-393 (130 amino acids)
Source: RefSeq, a predicted model, not a curated record